Parnassius mnemosyne (clouded apollo) is the source of this 1122-nucleotide messenger RNA. NCBI's taxonomy places the organism in Eukaryota, Metazoa, Arthropoda, Insecta, Lepidoptera, Papilionidae. The record is from the annotation of a GenBank genome assembly.
AUGCAGCCGUUCCAAUCAACAACCCGCCCGGAGGGACCCCGGGAGUCCUCCCCCGAGCGCGCCAAGUCCCCGGACACCCCGGCUCCGGUCCUCAACUUCUCGAUAGCGCGGCUGAUGGAGCCGGAUAGAAAGAAGUCCGUAUCCCCCGAACCGCUGCCCCCGCCACCGACCGGAUUUCUGUCCUACGGGGCUCAACUGCUAGAUUCCGCGUUCAAGCAAUACAUACCUGCGGCUAGAAGACAACUUGUCUCGCACUAUCCUCUUCUGUAUUACGGGCCGGAUUUGGUAUCGCUGACUUACGCCCACCAGCUGCACCUCCCAAGACCACCACCUGUACAGUCACCGGUGCAGCGACCGCCGAGUCCAAGAGCUCCUGCCGCGGAACAUGCAGUGUCUUCGACCACCGGACCAACGCCUUCACCUGCUAAGAACAAGAGCUUCGCGUGUGGCGAUUGCGGUAAAGUUUUCAAUGCUCACUACAACCUAACCAGGCAUAUGCCAGUCCAUACAGGGGCUAGACCGUUUGUGUGCAAGAUUUGCGGGAAAGGCUUCCGCCAGGCGUCCACUUUAUGUCGGCAUAAAAUUAUCCAUACAUCAGAAAAGCCACACAAGUGCCUCACAUGUGGUAAGGCAUUCAACCGCUCAUCGACCCUGAACACCCACGCUAGAAUCCACGCCGGGUACAAGCCCUUCGUUUGCGAGUUCUGCGGCAAAGGAUUUCACCAGAAAGGCAAUUAUAAGAACCACAGGCUGACCCACAGCGGCGAGAAAGCCUACAAAUGUAACAUAUGCAACAAGGCUUUCCACCAAAUCUACAACCUGACGUUCCACAUGCAUACCCAUAACGAAAGGAAACCAUUCACCUGCAGUAUAUGCGCUAAGGGCUUCUGCAGGAACUUCGACCUAAAGAAGCAUACUAGAAAGCUGCAUUUAGGUGCUGGUGGAUCAAACAACGACUCAUCCCUCGAUACUCAAGAUGAGUCAACCCAAGAGGCGUCAACAAGUCCAACCGACGAAACCAGUAGAGCAGCCUUUAGACCUUUUUUAGGUACGACAUACCCAAGGAUCCUCGAUCCAGCUCGAAUGACUGCUCCUAACGCGUUCUUUUCCAAAUUAUUGUGA